Messenger RNA from Closterium sp. Naga37s-1, 7878 nucleotides. The record is from the annotation of a GenBank genome assembly. NCBI's taxonomy places the organism in Eukaryota, Viridiplantae, Streptophyta, Zygnematophyceae, Desmidiales, Closteriaceae.
CUGGUAGGCGCUGGUGCUGUACCGCAUGGGGCGGGAGGGCGAGGCGCAGGAGUCCUGGUGAAGGCGCUGGUGCUGUACCGCAUGGGGCGGGAGGGGGAGGCGCUGGAGGUGUGCGCGGAGGUGCGGGAGGAGGGGCGCGCGGGGCAGCUCUCAGAGCGCACGCUCAUGGACCUCAUGGACCUCCUGGCGAGAAUGGGCAAAGCCCACGAGGCAGUGGACGCGUUUGAGGCAGCAGCAGCGCAGCAGGCAGACAACAUGAAGCUGCAGGAGCUGCUGGUGGGGGCGGCACUGAAGAGCCGAGGCUACGUGAAGAUGCAGCAGGCUGCCAUGCGCAUGCACAAGAAGAGGCCAAAAGAUGACAAAUACCUUCUAUGGGCCGUCUGUAGCAUGGACCUGCAGGCCUUCGAGAAAGAGAGCCACACAGUUUGCCACAUUCCGCCAUCCAUCUCCUCCUUCCACCUGCCACCUCCAGCUGCCGCCACGUCAGCAACAGGUGCCACGUCAGCGCCUACCGCGUCCGUGUCAGCUGCUGACGUGGCAAAGCAGCGGCGGCAGCUUCUCCAGUUGGCAGAGGCGAUGAUUCAGAGGAAAGCACAGAGUGAAGGAGGGCUGAAUUCGGCUGAAGCGCUUCGGCUCUAUGUGGAUUUGUUGAGGCGGCAAGGCAAGGGGGAGGAGGUGGUGAGGGUGCUGCAGGGCCCCAUGGCCGCCCUCUUCACAAUCAAAUCAGAUCUGCUGCAGAUCCGGGGCGAGGUGCAGCAGGACUUGGCGCGCUUCACUGAUGCUGCUGCCACGUUCAUGGAGCUGCUGGGCGUGAGAUUCCUGUCUUCUUAUUCCUACAUGCUGUAUCCAACCCUUCUCCACUCCUCUGUUUCCGCUGCCGCCCAUGCAUGCAGUGAUGAUGACUGGGUGGCAUCCUUGUCCUUUCUGGACUCACUCAUGCUAGCCCACCUGCAGUCGUCGCUCUCCACUCCUCUCUCUGAAGCUGUAGCAGCAGUCACUGCUGACGCCGCUACAGCUGCUUCUGCUGUUGCUACAGCCCAAGCUACAGCCCCUGCUACAGCUGGCGGCAAACCUGCAGCUGCUGCCUCGCACACGAGCUCUAGUUCGGGAGGAGGUUCGGGAGGAGGUUCGGCGGAGGGUGGGAGGGAGGGGGCGACAAGGGAGAGCCGGCUGAUGCAGGGGCUGCUGCUGCGGAUGCUGCAGGGGGGAGGGGCUUGGGGGGAGGGGGGAGAGGGCGGAGGUGGGGGAGAUGGCUGUGGGGGGAGUGAGGGAGGGGUGGAGGGGGGCGAGUGGGAGAGUGUGUGUGCGGUGGGGGCAGCAGCAACGGCCCUGGAUGUGGCUUGUAGGGCGCCGGGGAGCAAGCGCAUUCAGGAGGAGGUGAGGGGGGCAGCAGCCAUUUGGAGACUAGCAUGGGGUGGUUUGGGAGGGGCACACAUGGGGUGGGGUGGGGCAUGGGUUGGGGAGGGGCACAGGGUGUGCAGUGCAGCAUGGGUUGGGUGGGACGUAUGGCUUGCAGGCACCAAGGAGCAAGCGCAUUCAGGAGGAGGGCAGCCCGCCUCCCCUCCUCCCUCCCGCCCCUCUCCCCUCCUCCCCAGCGCUCUUCCUCUUUCCAUCUGUUCAUCUAGCCUUCACCACUCCCCCCUCUUCCGGAUUCUCUCAGAAGCCGACCGCUACUUCCAGGGCCUCAGAGAUAGCCUCCUGGCACAGCACUCAGCGCACCAGCGCCUCUCGGGCAGCGGGCAGCCGGAAAUGAAAAAAGUGGAGGAGGGCAGCGAGCUGGACGGGGCCGAAGGGGCACCAGCAGGGGCAGAGGAUCCAAGUAAUGCCAGCAACGGCAGCAGCAGCAAUGCACCAGCGGUGAAAGCGGCAGCAAGCAGCAAGGGCGCGCGCGUGGCGAGGGGACCGUUUCUGAUGCGCCUGGAGGUGCUGCUGAGGCGCAUGCGCCUGCUGCAGUGGUUCGGGUGCGGCCCGGGGGAGGUGCUAUCUGCUGCUGCCGACCUGGAGAGUGCUUUAGUGGCUUACUUUGACAGGCACGGCGACAUGAUCAGCUUUGCCUCGGACGUGCAAGCCUACGCCCUGGCCCUGCCCAAGGACGUCCGGGCUAGGCUCGGGGCCGAGCUCCGAAGCAAGCUGACAGGCUUGGAACCACUUGGUGUGGGAGAGGGAGGAAUUGGAACGGGAGAGAGCAGGGCGGAGCAGAGGGAGGAGGGAGGGAAGGAGGGGAGGAGAGAAGAGGGGGAGAAGGAGGGCGGAAAGGAGGAGAGUGAGAGUGAGAGGAGGGAGGGGGAGGCGACGAGGGAGAUGAGGAGGGUGCUGCGGAGGAUAAUAAGUGUGGAGCAGGUGGAUGGGGCCAUGGGCAACUGGCGGAGCCUUGAUGACCAUGCCCUCAUCUCUCGCGCACAGCUUUGCGUCCGCCUCUUCCUGGAAGCUUCCCCUCUCUCUGCCAAUCUGGACCCCCGGGAGAAGGGGCAUGCAGACGAGCUGCUGCCCGUUGCUGCCUCCUGCCUCGUGGAGGUGUACCGCCGGCGCCAGCCAGAGGGCAUGGGAUAUCUCAUUGAGGCAGUCCUGGUCCUCACCUAUGGCGUCUCCCUCCGCCCAUUUAGCCCGCUGUUCAACACCAUGCUUGUCAGCCUCUAUGGGCUGUUGGGGUGCCCCUCCCUCGCCCUCGCCAGCUUCCAACGCCUGAGUGCGAAGCACAUUCAGCUGGACACGCUCACUCACCUCGUGCUGCCGUACCUGCACCAGUCGGCAUCGCUCGCUGACGUCAGCGCGCUGCACGCUGACAUGCGCGCCUUUUUCAACGACCACGUGUGGCGGGAUAACGCUGACGUCAGCAUGGAGGCUCUCAGACACGGCACGUUCUCAAAGGCGCGGCACGUUCUCAAAGAUGAUGAUUGCAGUGAUGAUUGCAGUGAUGAUUGCAGUGAUGAUUGCAGUGAUGAUUGCAUUGACGAUUGCAGUGAUGAUUGCAGUGAUGGUUGCAGUGAUGGUUGCAGUGAUGAUUGCAGUGAUGAUUGCAGUGAUGAUUGCAGUGAUGAUUGCAGUGAUGAUUGCAGUGAUGGUUGCAGUGAUGAUUGCAGUGAUGAUUGCAGUGAUGAUUGCAGUGAUGAUUGCAGUGAUGAUUGCAGUGAUGAUUGCAGUGAUGAUUGGAUCACUUUAAAUCCCUCUCAAAUACGUGAGUUCGCAGCCUUCCACCAUCGCCUGAAUCACUCGCACCAGCGCCUCCUCCUCUCCCCCAACUCCCUCCUCCUCUCCCUCCCCCUCGCCCUCCUCCCCCCCUCGGCCCUCACCUCAACUCUCCAACCCACUCAAUCCGCCUCGGCAGUCCCGAACCAAGCGGCUGCUUCUGAGCCUGUGGCGCAGGUUCGGGAGGUGCUGCGGGCAGCAGGGGGCGGGCGGGAGGAGGUUCGGCAGGUGGUUGGGGAGCAGCUGGGUCUGGUUCGGCUGAAUGAGGACUGGGGUGUGCGGCCGUGGUGGGACCCCUUGCCUCUUCCCUUCAGUGCACUCCUGGGACUGUGUGGAAAAGCACCAAAAGGGGAGGUGGGAACUGGGGUAGGUGCAGCUGCGGGGGGAAGAGGAGGGGAGGGCGCAGGGGGGAAGGGGAAGGGGGGGAAAGGGAAGGGGGGAAAGAGUGGCGAGGGAGGGAAGGGGAAAGGGAGUGGAGGGGGGAGCAAGGCCGAAGAAGGAUCAAAAGCAGCAAGUGUAGGGGGAACCGCAGGGGGUGGAGAGGAAUUGGAGGCGGUGCAAGGGGAGUGGGAAGAGGUGCUGCGGCAGUACUGCCGGUUGAGUGCAGUGGGGGAGGAGGAGAUGGAGCGGAUGGCAGAGGAGGGAGUGAUUGACUCCGCCCUGCUCCCCCCUCUCUUCCUCUACUUCUGCCCCCAGCACCAGCUGGAUUUACCAUCUCUUCACUCCCCCCCAACCCUUUUCCUCCCCACUCCCGCCCAGCAGCAGCAGGACUUACCAUCUCUGCUAGCCCGGCUGCCCUGUCUGCUCUUCACCACCUCGCUCUCACUGCACCGCCUCCAAUCCCCCACCACCACCGCCACUACCAGCACCAGCACCAGCACCAGCAACGACAGUGCACCCACAGCUGCUGCUGCCCCUGCUGCGAGUGCCAAGAAGGCGGUGGGACUGGUGCAGGCUGUAUCUGCAGCUCUGGCAGCCAUCCUUCAGCUGCUGCACAAGGAAUGCGUUCUGCCUGCAGCUUCCACUGAAGCUUCUGCAGAAGCUUCCCAGAAGCACCUUUCGCCUCUGGUAGUUUCUGGGAAGCUGCUGUCGUGCGCUCUGGGGUUGUUCAUUGGGGAGUCGGCCUUCUGGUCUUCGCUUAUCAUAUCCCAUUGGCACGCUGUGGCGAACAGCCACCCACCUGCUGGGAAGAAGACAAAAAAGACCGCCCAGGAUGCGGCCCAGCAGAGUCUGCCGGAAGAGGUGGUUCGGGCAGUCAAAGCUGCCCGGGAAUUGGCUCGGGCAGGAUUACAGUCCCUGCAAAAGGCCUUGUCCGGUCAGAUUAGCGGUAAGGGUCGUCUGCCCGAUAAUGACAUGGCUUGUGCUCUUAUCGAGUUGCUCCCUGGCGUGAACAGUAGUGUAGCUGUAGACGAUCAAAGGGCGGUAGCAGGGAGAGUGGUUGGCGAUAUGUGCAAGGUGAAAGAAGAGUUGAAGGGAGGAGCAUCGGGCCAGCAGGAUGCGAGCAUCACUUCAAAGGAAUGCAGAAGAGACAAGGAAAUUGGGCUGCAGAGUGAUAACGAUGGCGAUUCUGGAGAAGGUGGUAGUGGUGUGGAUGUGGCAUCUUGUGAUUGGAGCAUCAACUCUGCUGCUGAGAGGCUACUGUGGAGCCACAGGCGGUUCAUUCAGCAGCUCAUUCUACACUACACUCGUUGCCGUCAUGAAUCAGAAACUGCCUAUAGAUGUACUGAUAACCACACUUGCCCGAAUUCAUGGGUGCGCAACCCGUCGCUCCCCAAGCGCUACACGGGGUUGACGUGCAAGAGCAUCCGGUCGAGCCUCAACUGCCAGAAGAACGGCCGCAAGGACACGGCGUAUCUCAACUACGAAUUUAAAAGCCCCGGAUGCAACAUCCAGAGGUUCGACCCGAAGGCGUUCCUGGUGAUGAUGCGCAACAAGGUGUUUCUGGGCGUGGGCGACUCGUUCAACCCGAACCUGCAGCACUCCGUGCGCUGCCUCAUCGAGAGCGUCGCCGCCACCAAGGACGUCAACGGCGCGCUCUUCAAGACGGGCCUCUCCGCGCAGGGCUACGUCGUGCCGCAGUACAACGCCACGUUCCUCACCAUCGCGUCCAGCUUCCUCGUCGACGCAACUCCCGUGGGCGCGGCUUCCAGCAGCAGUCCAUGGAAGGUGAACCUGGACGUGCCCAGCAAGGAGUGGACUCCGUUUCUGCGGUACUCGCACUACGUGGUGUUCUCUGCAGGCCACUGGUUCACCAAUUCUGGGAACCUGAGGCAGUGGUUUGUGAAGAAACAGCAGCAGAACGGCAUGGCGUCGUCAGCAGCAAUGACAGCCGCAUACACGACAAUGCGCAACUACAUCGCGAGCUCGGGGUACACGGGCGUGCCCAUGGUGCUCACCUACACGGCGUCGCACUACGACUCCGCCUUUGCUGCCACGGACUCGGUGAAGGAGUGCAGUCAGUCCAAGGGGCCCAUGACCUCCAAGCAGAUGGCGUUUGCUGCAAAGAAAUCGGACGCACUCGAAGGGAGGACCGCUGUGGUAAAGGCCUCUAAUGCCACGUCGCCGAAUUCCGCGCAGCCGCUGUCGCAAUGCGACCUGAGUGCCGGCCGCUGGGUGCGCAAUCCCUUCGUGAAGCGCUAUACGGGCUUCAGCUGCCAGAGCAUUCGCUCGCAGCUCAACUGCGACCGCAAAGGGCGCUCCGACUCCGAGUAUCUUAACUACGAGUGGAAGAGUCCCGGGUGCAGCAUUAAGAGGUUCAACACCGCAGCCUUCCUCAACACGGUGCGCAACAGAGUCUUCAUGUCGGCCGGCGAUUCUUACGCCACCAAUCUCUACCACGCCCUGCGCUGCCUCAUUGAGACCACCACGAAAGUCCAAGACUACAGCACGGAUUCGGCCUUCGGGACGGGAGUGAGGGCGUCCGGAUUCAGCGUACCGUCGCACAACUUCAUCUUCCUCCGCCAGUCCACCAACUUCCUCGUCGAAUCCGAGCCUCAGGGCUCGGCAUCCAGCAAGGGGCUGUGGACGGUGCGGCUGUGGCAGGCGGAUUCCAAGUGGGCGAAGCUGAUUCCUCAUGUCAACUACGUGCUCUUUGCUACAGGCCACUGGUUCACUAACGCCCCUUCCAACACUCGCGACUACCGCGAUUACAACGGGAAGCAGAUCAGCGUCAGUUCAAUGCAGGCCCUGCGCAGAGCGAUGAAGACCGUGCGUGAGACGCUGCAAGCCGCCAAAUUCCGCGGCAUGCCCAUGUUCCUCUCGUACACAGCGACCCACUACCAGGCGUCGUUUCCUCCGCAAGACUCCAUGAAUGACUGCAUGGGUGCUAAAUCGCCCGCGGGGGACAGCGUGGUGUCGUAUGCGGAAAAGAACACCUUCUUUAUGAAGGCACGCAAUCAGCUGCGCUCUGUUAUGAGGAACUCAAGUCGUUCCAUCCCAUUUUUUGUCUCCCCUUGUCCUUCCCUCUUACCGUCCUCUCUUGCCAUCCCCCUUGCCGUCCCUCUUCCCACCCGCUAUUGCCGCCCCUUAUGCCGUCCCUUAUUGCCGUUUCCUAUUGCCGUCUCUUACCCUCCCCGCUUGCCAGCCCCCGUUGCCCUUCCCCCCUGUCGUCCCCUCGUGCUAGAUUCGACAGUCUCUAUCGCGCCCUCCUCUCCCUUCUCCCCGUCCCGACUCUCAUCGCGCCAAAUGGAUAUAAAGCCCGCGACUCACGCCGCAAUACACGGCUUGACGAGCUCAUUUCGCCCUCUCUUCCCUCCUCACCAGAUGGAUCUACACCCCGCGACUGACGCCGCAAUAAACGGCGGAGAGCUGCAAGAGCCUGGGACGCAACUUCGCGUGCCAGCGCAACGGGCGGCCCGACUCGGAGUACGAAAAGUACUCGUGGCGCAGCUUCGGAUGCACCAUCGCCGAGUAAGCCCCCCCCUCUUUCCCGCCCUUCCCCCCAACCCCCACCUCCCCUCCCCUCCUCCCCAUGUCCGCGGUCCCCCUCAUCUGCAUUGCUCCCCAUGUCUGCCUCUCUCCGCGUUGCCCCCCAUGCCCUUUCCCGCCCUUCUUCCCCACGGCCCCGAUGCCCUCCCCUGCAUUGUCCCCCAUGCCCUCUCCUCCAUUACCCAUAUGCCCUCAUCCCGUGGUCCCCAUGUCCCCGCUUGCCCUCAUGCCCUUGGCCGCAUUGCACCGCAUGCCCUCCCCCGCGCUGUCCCUCUUCACACCAGAUUCAAGCCCCUCUCCUUCCUCACCCUGCUGCGCAACAAGGUCUUCCUAGUCGUGGGGGACUCGCUCUCCAUGAACCUCUUCUCCUCGCUACAGUGCCUCGUCGAGACAGUCACACCCACUGAGCCUCUGCUCGUUUCCCCCAACCCCCCACCAUUACCCUCCCCCCUUGAACCCGCCCAAUGUCCUCCCCCUUCACAGUUUCCCCUCUCCUCCCCCCACUCCUCUUCCCCACCCCUCCUCCCUUCCCCUCCUCCUCCCUCUUCCUCCCCUUCCUCCUUCCCACUCCCCUUCUUUUUCCUGGUUGCAGGAGCUGAAGGGGCCUCUGUUCCCUGGAGGGCCAAAGACCCUUGGGAUUUUCGUGCCUGCUUUCAAUGCAACCAUGCUGCGCCACCCCUCCUCCUUCCUCACCAACUCCACUCCCGAUGGAGAGAAGUCCAGUGCAAGCACAUGGACCGUGCAUCUGGACCAAGUGCAUCCUGA